Messenger RNA from Caenorhabditis bovis, 294 nucleotides. NCBI's taxonomy places the organism in Eukaryota, Metazoa, Nematoda, Chromadorea, Rhabditida, Rhabditidae. The record is from the annotation of a GenBank genome assembly.
AUGGACAGAUGCCCGUCGGGCACAAAUUCUCGCGCUGCUGACGUUGGAUUUUUCUUUCGCGACAUCCAACGUGACGCAAAAGGGAUAUGCAGUUUCUGCUGCGGACACCGUUCGAGGUGGGACCGAAACGUGAAAUACGCUUACCAGCACAAUGAGAGCAACGAGUACUGUAGCCGAGCUCAUGGCGAUGCCGUCCGAAACGAAAAGGUGUCGACGGUUGAAAAUGAGCCGAAGCGGUGGGCGUGGCGCGACGAGGCGGCGGCGUCGGCAAAACAAAAAUGGGCGGAGCGUUGA